Poecile atricapillus (Black-capped chickadee) is the source of this 1570-nucleotide messenger RNA. RefSeq names its product tumor necrosis factor receptor superfamily member 26-like. The record is from RefSeq and is a predicted model, not a curated record. The coding region runs from base 274 to 1059 and encodes 261 amino acids. Gene Ontology annotation, biological process: activation-induced cell death of T cells; negative regulation of apoptotic process; regulation of stress-activated MAPK cascade. Lineage: Eukaryota; Metazoa; Chordata; Aves; Passeriformes; Paridae. The transcript is spliced from 9 exons. Gene Ontology annotation, molecular function: tumor necrosis factor receptor activity; protein binding. Gene Ontology annotation, cellular component: CD95 death-inducing signaling complex; membrane raft; external side of plasma membrane.
CCCUUUUAAGGCUUUAGAACACCCGGUCAUAUGCACUUCGCUUGCUCAGUGUUGGAAAAAUUCUCCUUACAGCCUUUCACUCUGCUUUGUGUGAACAGGGGUCAGCAUCCCUUCAGCGCCUGAGUUUUAGGGGAAACAAACGAGGCUAUUUUCUGAGGCGGGUUUUGUGCAUCCCACAGUGGGACGGGAGGGCGGGGGGGGGGCACCGCCUCCCGUGCGCACAGCCCCACCCGCGGGGAUAAAAGCGUCGGCUCAGCUGGGGCUCCCAAAGCGAUGGGCGCCGUCAUGGGAGCCGGGCGAGCGGUGGGACUGCUGCUGCUGCUGGUUAUGCUACUGACGAUGCCUGGAGCCCAAGCGAACUGUGGGGAGACAGAGUACUCCCAUCAAGGUCUCUGCUGUGUAUUUUGUGAAGCAGGUACUUUUGUUGCUGAUCACUGCAGUGCUUCGCAUUUGAGAGGAAAAUGUGACCCUUGCAAAGAAGGAAAAGACUUUACUCCCCAUGCGAACAGCUUGGAGGAAUGCUUGCCUUGCAGACAGUGCAAAGAGGAUCAGAUAACGCUGAGAUCCUGUACUCUGACACAGAAUGCUGAAUGCCAGUGCAAACAAGGGUAUUUCUGUGCUGAUGAGGGCUGUGAAAGAUGUCAGAGAAACAGUGAAAUGCAUCCGGACGGGAAAGAGGUUGUGCCGAAUUCCACUGAUGCUACAGACCCAAGCUUGCCCAAUCAAGGGCAGGGAGCUCUCGUUUGGGUUAUUCUGGUGUUUCUGUUUGGUUUGGUUCUGCUAAUUGCUGUUAUUAUAAAGCUGAAGUGUCAUAAAGCUGCCUCAACUGGUGAAGAUGCAGAGGGAGGUCUGGUACAAGAAUUAAAUGAGAUAAUUGUUAAAGAUCUCUCUCAAAGUGAACUGAGCAAGACCUUUGAUGUCUUUAUAAAGGAAGUACCACCACAACAGUGGAAGCAGCUUAUGAAAACACAGCUACAGGAAAAUGAUAUUGAUAAAAUUAUUUCUAAAUUUCCUAAUAAUAGAGAUGAAAAUCCUGUAAGAUGCUUCUCAGGAAAGUAACGUGUAUUACUAAUUUACUGGAUGCAUCGAUAAUGAGACUUAUUACAACAAAUCGAACACCUUAAAAAGAAUAACCUUUUAAGUAAACUAGAAGCUAAAGAUUAAUGUCUAGGAGGAGCUGCAAAAAUGUUCCUGGGUGCAUAUGUGUCUUUAGACUUCUUUAAAUGAGGGCGUCAGAAACUGCUAGUAGAAAUGGAGUUGAUACCCUCCUUAUCUUAUGCAGAGACCUGGAAGGUGUGAAAUGUCUCUGUUGUUUUCGUGUUUACAUGACCUUCCUACCUUUGAGUUGUAAAAUAUGAAACUCAGGUGCUGGAUGCCUACUUGGGAACCAAGAGCUCCGGCAUCCCUUAGUGUGUGGCCGUGCUGGGCUGUCCCAACCUGGGUGGCGGGGAACAAAAGUCCGCUGCUGUUUUUGAGAGUACUGUGAUGCUUUCAUUUCCGAAAAGCUUUUGUUCUGUAUCGGACUGCUUAGCACAGUUAUAUUUGAAGCACAGCAAUAAAAGCCUGGCUG